This is a messenger RNA of Racocetra fulgida, 242 nucleotides long. The record is from the annotation of a GenBank genome assembly. Lineage: Eukaryota; Fungi; Glomeromycota; Glomeromycetes; Diversisporales; Gigasporaceae.
AAAUUUGUAACUUGACUAUCAUAAUAACACCACUCGCUCCAAUUUUGGGUUCUUUUGGUUCUGCAAUGAGAGCUGUUCAAUGUAUAAGACCAGAACGUGCAAUUAACGAAUUAAAAUUACCAACAAUUUUUGAUUCAACUACUACAGAAAAAAUACAAAUUCAAAAAAGUCCAAUAUCACCAAAAUUAAAUAGACUAAACUCAUGGAGGGAUUUCGAACCAAAAUUAGAUAAAAAUGAAGAU